AUGGCUGGAGUUCACGGCAGAUUUUUGACAGAAAAUCAAAUUGCUUCCAUUUUGGAAGAAAUUCCAAUUGAUAAUGCACAAUAUACGGAUAUUGAGAGUGAAGAUGAAGAUGAAGAGGUGAUGACUUCACUGAACGAUGAAGAUCAGUUUUUGAUUGAAUUUCUAAAUCAAAUUCAGGAAGAAGAAAAUGAAGAGACAAAUAUUUUGCUGGAAAAUUUCCGUAGCACAGUUUUUGAAGAACCGUUGCGGAAAUGGAAAAAAGUUGAGAAACCCACCGUGGUUUCACAAUUUGACUCAGUAGAGGGACCAGUAACUGGUUUUUUUGAGGAUAUGGAAACGCCAACACAAUUUUUCGAAUCUUAUAUGGAAGCCAUUAUGGAAGGAAUCAUAUUUCAUUCAAAUUUAUAUGCGGCACAAAAAAAUAAAACUUUGAAUCUACAAAAAAGUGAACUAUUGGCAUUUAUCGGCAUAAAAUUUUGUAUGGCCUUCCAUCAGCUGCCAAGUUAUCGUUAUUAUUGGAGUAUCACUGAAGAUCUGGCAGUCCCCGUAGUAUCAAAAGCCAUGUCCCGAAACAGAUUUGAUUUGAUUUUACGUUUUUUGCAUGUAAAUGAUAUUUCUAAAAUUCCGGAAAACAAUAAGGAUCGGCUAUUGAAAAAUGUGCCCUAUGAUUGA
This is a messenger RNA of Bactrocera dorsalis (oriental fruit fly), 672 nucleotides long. RefSeq names its product piggyBac transposable element-derived protein 3-like. The coding region runs from base 1 to 672 and encodes 223 amino acids. The record is from RefSeq and is a predicted model, not a curated record. Lineage: Eukaryota; Metazoa; Arthropoda; Insecta; Diptera; Tephritidae. The transcript has a single exon. Gene Ontology annotation, molecular function: sequence-specific DNA binding.